Messenger RNA from Suillus discolor, 1842 nucleotides. RefSeq names its product WD40-repeat-containing domain protein. NCBI's taxonomy places the organism in Eukaryota, Fungi, Basidiomycota, Agaricomycetes, Boletales, Suillaceae. Gene Ontology annotation, molecular function: ubiquitin protein ligase activity; protein binding. Bases 44 to 1564 code for a protein of 506 amino acids. Gene Ontology annotation, cellular component: Prp19 complex; U2-type catalytic step 1 spliceosome; cytoplasm. Gene Ontology annotation, biological process: DNA repair; protein ubiquitination; mRNA splicing, via spliceosome. The transcript has 3 exons. The record is from RefSeq and is a predicted model, not a curated record.
AACUCCAUGAAGACUUACUUGGUCUUCGUUCAUAUAGGCAGUCAUGUUUUUCUGUAGCAUCUCUGGCGAACCCCCUCAGGACCCGGUCAUUUCCACAAAAUCUGGCCAAGUUUACGAGCGUCGGUUGAUUCUUAAAUACAUCACUGACAAUGGCACCGACCCGCUGACGGGGGAGAAGCUCGAGGAGUCGGACUUGUUGACUAUCAAAGCCAACCCCAAAACUGCGCCACCACGACCUGCCGCCGCAACUUCUACCCCGGCUCUGUUGCACAUGCUUCAAAAUGAGUGGGACGCUUUAGUAUUGGAGGUGUUUGCCUUGAAGCAACAGUACAACUCCACUCGCCAGGAACUAAGUUAUGCUCUAUAUGCACAAGAUGCCGCCAGUCGCGUCAUUGCGCGUCUCAUAAGAGAACGCGAUGCUGCCAGAGAAGCUCUGGCUAAUGUCCAGGCAACUAUGGGAAUCGCUCCAGCAAGCGGUGCGGCUGAAGACGUGGAAAUGGCUGAAGAAAAUGGUGCUCAGGAAGGUGCCCUUCCUAAAGAGAUAGUCGACCAGAUCGACGAAACCCAGCAAAAUCUCUCUGCUACCCGCAAAAAGCGCAAAGCUCCAGCAGGUUACACGAGUACCGCAGAGGUGAAGACGUUUGUUGCAACACACACCGUCCCGUCUUUGCACUCGGCCUCUCCUGCGGGCAUGACUUCUCUUGCCGUUUCCCGUCUUAACCCAUCUCAGUUCCUUACGGGUGGAAACGACAAGAUUGUCCAACUGUACGAUAGAAGUACAGACAAGGUAUUGGCCUCCCUCAAAGGUCACACGAAGAAAGUCAACCAAGUCGCUUUCCGCGAGCACGAGGGUGAAUCGACUUUGAUUUUGUCUGCCGGUGCAGACAAAAUCGCCAAAAUUUGGGCGCAUGAUAGCGCCUCUAGCGAGUACAUACCAAAAGCAACCAUUCGGACGCACAAGGGAGAACUCACUGGCCUCGUUGUGCAUCCCACGAACUCUAUCUUUGCGUUGUCUUCACUUGACAAGACAUAUUCACUCCAUGAACUCUCCAGCUUUACUCAGGUGUACCGAUCAGCCCCCGGAGAAGAUGCUUUCACGUCCCUUGCAAUUCAUCCUGACGGUGCUCUCCUUGCACUGGGUACUCCCUCAUCCAAGAUUCAAAUAUGUGAUGUGCGCUCCGGUAACAUAGCUGCAUCCAUCACACCGCCAGAUGCAUCACCUUUCACCGUCAAUUCACUCUCAUUCUCCGAGAAUGGUUACCAUCUCCUCGCUCCUGACAGCCCCUCGUCCGUUGCCAUCUGGGACCUGAGGAAAAUGAAAACUGCACACACCAUUCCGCUCGGGGAAGGGUUCAAGGUCAAUAAGGUGUUGUAUGAUUACAGCGCACAGUAUCUAGGAGUCGCGGGCAGCGAAGGCAUCCGUGUGUUUGCUCACAAGUCAUGGGAUGAGCUUGUACGUUUCGAAGAAGCAGGGGAUGUAUCAGAUAUUGUGUUUGGAGAGCAGGGCAAGGAGAUCUGGGCUACGAGCGGAAGGGAGGUCAGGAUCUGGGGUUUGCCUGCUUAAAUGUAUGACUUUUUGUGCUGUAUUUCAUCGUGCCGUUAUGUUUGCCUUUUCUUAACAUUGUUAUUUCUUUAAGUCUUCCCAGCUUAGGGGCCUUUUCUGCAAAUUAGUAAGCUGUUGGAUGCUGACACCCCCGGUAACGACAGGAUUUUGAGAGGGCGCAUGACUCGUUGAGAAAUAUUAUUUAACAAAUGAAGGCAAUGUAGUAAUGUACUGGUCUGACUUGCCGAUAUCUUUAUAUCUUGCACUAUAUGUCAAUAUUGGUACACUCAAGUCCGAGU